This is a messenger RNA of Porites evermanni, 4689 nucleotides long. NCBI's taxonomy places the organism in Eukaryota, Metazoa, Cnidaria, Anthozoa, Scleractinia, Poritidae. The record is from the annotation of a GenBank genome assembly.
AAAUUUUGCAAGAAAACGGGCAUGGCGAGUUUACAAAAGGGACGAUAUACAAGUUGCUAGAACUGUUAGAAAAAGUGGAAGAUUGCACGUUAGAGAAACUUCUUGGGGCACUUCUGAAUUGUUCUGCUUUUACAACAAACCAGGUAAAAUAUUGUGUUUCCUUACUCGACCGUCCCUGGAGAAAUACUAUACUUUUUGUCUUAAUGGGUACCUUUCCCUGAUAUUUAAUGCACUCUAUCCCUCUUUUGCUGCUCUUUACUGUGCCUGGCUCUGUGGCUUAUUUACCUCCGCCUCUCCCUCUUUCAUUGCUUUUUCUGGUUUUUUGUUGUACCAGUCCUUUCCAAAACCGGCCAUCCCCUCCCCUGGGGGAGUUAUGUGUGGAAAUGAACAACAUUAUUGGAACCUCCAUAGCCAUAAGACAGCUCUCCAAGAUCUUAGAUAUUUUGGUUGUAGGAAGAUUUUUGAAUAGUCAUUGGUGAGUAUGGGAUUUGAUGCUUUUUGAAGCGCUAGCCGUGCCUGCGAUUUGACCAUCUAAAGUGCCAACAUAACCGGGAAUUUGACCAGAAUUUUUCAAAAAAGUCAAGUGCCCAGGGGUUUGACAGGGGAAGGCAUGGACAGUUUUGGAAAUGACUGGUACAUUACCACACUUAACCCCAGCCCAUUUUAUCUCUCUUUCUUUUGAUAGAUUACACCUCAUCCCUUUCUGUCCUUAUUUUCUGUUUGCUCUCCAAAAACCCUCUGGAGCAGACAUCCAUUUGCAACCAUGAAAACAAUCUUCUCAAACUCGUUAAUAAUUCAUAAAGAGAAAACAAGGAAAAUCACAACCAUGACGGUGGCUUAGAUGUAGGAUACUAAUUACCACAAAAAUUUUUGAACUUUGUCUUUGAAUUUCUCCAAGAAUCAUUGUUCAUUUGAGAAGCUAUAUCCAAAACUCCACUCAGUGUUUCUUCUGAUAUCCACACACACACAUCACCUCAAAACUGCCUACACCUCAAAGUCGGUCUUAAAAAACUCAGCUGCACCUCGUUUUUCCACCCACUUCUCGGUGUCUGGGCAUAGGAUGAAACACUGCUUGUCGAUUUUGAUAUAUUACAUGAACAAUAGAUUCUACAAGAUAAAUGCAAGAGACCUGAUUAUAUGGUGUUGUUCAAUUUACAGAAUGCUAUUCGUGAGUGUGGAGGCUUACCCCAACUGGUGUCUCUUUUGGUACAUCCAAAUAAAGCCAUCAAUAUCAAGGCAGCACAAGUGCUGUCCAACUUAGCAAUGAAUGAAACAAAUCAGGAAAGUUUAAAGGUCAGCUUUGUAUAAAAAAUCCUUUGAUUAAACAGUUAACGGUAACACUUUUCUCCAAUGAAUGUAAGGCUAUUGUUUAUUAUUUGAGUCCCAGCAGAUAUUAUAUACCUUUCGUGUAUAAACCUCUCACAAGGGCUAUGUCUGCUCCAUAACAGUAAUGACAACUUGAUUUUAUCCAAACGUCUACAAGGAAAAUAGCCACACAUCAUACUCACAGGUUGUGCUCAGUCUUUGUACCCCUUGGUCAAAUUAAUAUGCAUUAUUGUAUUGACUUUUCUUUCAGGGCAAUAUUUGUGAUGUCAUAAAAAAUAUUGAAUACCAUGACAUUGUUGAAGAUCAAGAGAUGAUUUUAGAGCAUUUUAGGCUCCUGGUUAAUUUAUCUGCAACAAAUGUGGCACAUGAUGAAAUAAUCACAGGAACCCAGGAAUAUUUCAGAAUUCUCACCCAGGCUGUUUCACGACAGAUUCAGGUGCUGUACAUGAAAAUAAAUUUUGUGGUUAUUUCAUUAUUUUUUUUCCUUUACAAUGUAAGUCUUUCUUUUUUGUUUUGCAAUUGUUCCAUAACCUACAUGUACUAUAAUUACUAAAGUUCUGACAAAUAAAUUAAUAAUUAAUUCCACUGAGAGACUAGUAAAAGUUAAAUGAAAAAGAUCUUCCCUUCCUGGCCUGUUCCAAGGCUAGUGCAUUAUCUUACACCAAGAGGAAAAUAAUGUGCAGUUACCUUGUUUUGGUUAUAAUUUUUCAGCUGGAAUGCACUAGCUUACUUGUGUUUAACUGCUCCAAUAAAACUUUUUUUCCAUUUUUUUAAGGGUUUGAGUUACAGUCAUCUGGCUGUCUCUAUUGUAAAAGACGUUUUAUGACUAGUGUUAGCAGCAUAAAAGAUGGAAAAGUAGUCCCGUCUGUACCUUGAGUGAUCAUUUUCUCCAUAAUUAUUAUUGUUGACUUUGCUGACUGUAAAAAACACCAAACAUGUUUACUUUUUUGUGAAUAUUUAGCAAAUUUUGAUUUUUUACUACUGACAACAAUAAUAAUUUUCAGCUAGCAGUUCUAAGACUUUUGGUGAACUUGUCGUGCAACCCUAACAAUUUGGGAAUACUGCUGGAAUUUAAGGUUAGUAGUGAGCUUUCACACUCCUCCACCUGUAGGAUAGUUAAUUUAUUCUCUCCAUCAACAAUAAAAUAUUGUAUCACAUCUUAGUAACAUGUAUUACAUUGGCCGUAAAUACAGUAAAAACCCAUAAGUAUAAGAACCUGCACUUUCCCAAGUUAAACAGGUUUUUAGAGAGGAGAAGUGUGAUGUCAUGUUACCACGGUAGCAAAAUUUCUGGAUCACAACAAUAGGCAAAAAAGGUAAUUAAGGCUUAAAUUGGCAAAAUAACAACUUUGCACAUGCAUCACACUUUUUUGUACAUUUCUUAGCUGUCAUUGCACAACUGCAACAUUCGUGAAACUUCCUUAUUUCACGUGUCUGCUUUAUAUAGUAGGUGAACACAACACACAAAUUCCCUUCCUGUGGUCCUUUGGGGUUCAACCCCCGAAAAUGUUGCCUACAUAUUUUGACAAAUUAAAUAAAAUUUUAUAAGAUUGCUAAAGUUUGAAAAGGUGUGAAUUCACUGUUAUACACUGUAAACACCAAUGAAAUGAAUGAACCAUUUCACUUUAUUUAUAUUGUUUUGAAGUGAAAGACACAAUUGAUCAUAAUUUUAAGCAUACCAACAGCACUUUAAUCAUGUUUUUAAGCAAAAGUUUACCUGGUUUUCAUUGUUGUUUAUAUAGUAAAAGUUUGUUCUCAUCAAUGACAUAGUGAUUGUGUUACAACACUUCCAUGUACACUUUAAGUAAAAAAUUCAGUGAGCAUUUUGAGCAUAUGGGGAUAAGCUUAAGUAGCAUGCUGGAGGAGCAAAAUUAUAAUACAUGUAUCUGGUAUUGAUGAUGUACAGUGCUACACUUAACAAUAAAAAUGAAGAUUUGUUUGGCAUUUUGUUAUUUUGUUUGUCUUCUACAGCCAUUGUUAAUUCUCCAGACCUUCAUGCUACCAGACAACCCUGAUGAUAUCAUUCUUCGAGCCAUAACAAUCUCAGCCAACGUACUAUCAAGUCUUGGUAACUAUUCACAGGUACAAACUAGUGGUAAAUAACAUUAAGGAAGGAAGUAAAUAAAACAUGGUUUCGUAAAUGUUAGUUAUUUCUGAUAACCAAAACAGUCCAACAAGAGAGACCGAAACCAUGCUGACUGAAUGACCCUUGACCAGUACUAGGUAGGUUUUUUAUAGUGUUUGUCAACAUACCUUUACAAUUUGCACAUUCAAGGCUUGAAACAAAUAAAACUAACUUCUUAUUCGUCAACCCUCUUUUGAAGGAAAGGUAAACUAAUUAAUGACAAGAACUGAAAUUGUCUACAUGUACAAUGUAUAUUGGCCAUGGUACAAGUUGCAAUUAUGUUACAAAAGCUCUGUAACUUAAAUAAUUANUUGACCAGUACUAGGUAGGUUUUUUAUAGUGUUUGUCAACAUACCUUUACAAUUUGCACAUUCAAGGCUUGAAACAAAUAAAACUAACUUCUUAUUCGUCAACCCUCUUUUGAAGGAAAGGUAAACUAAUUAAUGACAAGAACUGAAAUUGUCUACAUGUACAAUGUAUAUUGGCCAUGGUACAAGUUGCAAUUAUGUUACAAAAGCUCUGUAACUUAAAUAAUUACAUUCCACUGUGGGAUGGUAUUACCCUGCGAGCAGAGGCCCUUCGAUCUUGCUAGAGUCAGGAAGAUCGAAGGUCCUCUGCUCGCAGGGUAGGAUGGUACAUUUAUGACUGACAGACUUGUUACUGCACUUUUUGACAACAUUUACAUGCAACCAGCUGUUGAGUCAAAAAUUUAACCCGCAAUUACAAUAAUUUUCUUCUGUCAAUAAUGAUUAUUCCCUGCUAGCAUAGGCCUCCUGGUAUUCGGAGGGCAGGAGGAAAAGACAGUCUCUUUUCCUUACACCAGUUGUAUACCAGGGAAAAGAGGCCAUGGCUAGCAGGGAAUCAUAAUAUUAGGGCAAAACAAAACAAACAACUUGGAUCAAAUAUACCAAAUAUUAAUAAACCCCUACAAAAUAAUGUGACCUAACUUGAACCAGCCGAAGAGCAUGAUUGAUGGAAGUGGAAAACCUAAAAUAUUGUUGGUUAAAUAUAUAACUUGAUGAGAGUUUGCAUGUUUAAAAAAAUAGCAGCAACUGGAUCAUCUUGCAUUAAGUCUUAUUUUUUUCUUUGCAGCUACAACAAACAGUGUUGACAGAGCAUAUUAAUGUAUUGUAUGGUGAUUUGAUGGGCUUAUUGGAUCAUACCAAUCAGGAUAUCCAGUGUCAGGCCAAAAGGGCACUGAGGAGUAUAUUUGCCUUCAGAAUAAUGUACACAAAGUAA